AUGGCCGAAUUUCAAGAAGACAUCAAAGCUGUCCCUAUUCAGAACCUCUCUGGCGUUCGGUCCGUGUCGCCGGUUGACGAGAAACGUGGAUCCGUGUCAACCACCGCGGCGGCCAAAAAGAUCCUCGAGCACGGUCAAGAUGCCGACGAGGCCAUGAAAGCGUACGCCUCUGGCGAAGUGGUCGAGGUCAGUGAAGCCGACAACAAGCGGCUCUUGCGCAUCAUCGACUGGCAUCUCAUGCCGCUGCUGUGUCUCGUUUACGGUCUGAACUAUCUCGACAAGACGACGUUGUCCUACGCCAGCAUCAUGGGCAUCAAAAAAGACAUCAAUCUCAAGGGUGACGACUAUCAAUGGCUGGGAAGUAUGUUUUACUUUGGCUAUCUGGCCUGGGAAUAUCCCACCAAUCGACUUCUUCAGAGACUGCCACUGGCAAAGUAUUCCGCAUUCUGCGUUAUCGCCUGGGGAACUGUUUUGGCCCUCUUCGCUACCGUGUCCGACUUUGGGGGAGCCGUGGCUAUCCGAUUCUUUCUCGGCGUCUUCGAAGCUGCCGUCACCCCAGGAUUCGCUCUGUUCACUUCUCAAUGGUACACCAAGAAAGAACAAGGCACGAGGGUAGGAACCUGGUUCAGUUUCAAUGGGUUCGGUCAGAUCUUCGGAGGCCUGGUGGCGUACGGCAUCGCUGUUGGCGCCCGCAAGCACGGCACCGCCAUUGCCCCGUGGAAGAUCGUCUUUCUGGUCAAUGGCUGCUUGACUGCCUGUCUGGGCGUGGUUUUCUUCUUUGUCAUGCCAGACAAUCAACUCAACGCACGUUGGCUGAAGCCCAGAGACCGUGUGAUGGCCAUUGAACGAGUCAGGGUCAAUCAGCAGGGCAUUGGCAACAAACACUUCAAGCUGUAUCAAUUGAAGGAGGCGCUCUUGGAUCCCUUGACAUGGGCAUUUGUGUUUUAUUCGUUGACGGCAGAUAUCCCGAACGGUGGGAUCAGCAAUUUCUUCUCGCAGUUGAUCGUAUCGUUCGGUUACACGCCGGAAGAAUCUCUACUGUACGGCACACCAGGCGGGGCGGUCGAGGUCGUCUCGCUCAUUUUCUGCGGAUGGCUGGGCGACAGACUUGGACAGCGCAUCUUGGUCUCAAUGGGCGGGUUGACCAUUGCACUUCUCGGCAUGAUCCUCAUUGUGGCCUUGCCUCUGGACAACAACUCGGGCCGGCUGGCGGGGUACUACCUCACUCAAUGCUCGCCGACGCCGUUUGUCGCCCUGCUCAGUCUGAUAGCCACGAACGUCGCCGGGUAUACGAAGAAGACGACCGUGGCGGCAUUGUAUUUGAUCGGCUAUUGCGUUGGGAAUAUAAUCGGCCCACAGACAUUCAGACCAGGAGACGCACCGAGAUACAAGCCUGCCGAAAUCACGAUCAUCGUGUGCUGGGGUUUGUGUCUGAUUGAUCUCGCCUUUAUCUGGUGGUAUUGCCGCCGUCAGAACAAGCUCAAGGUCAAGGCAAGGCAGGAACCGGGUUAUGUCAAGUUGGAGAACCAAGAGUGA
Exophiala spinifera is the source of this 1536-nucleotide messenger RNA. RefSeq lists its product as uncharacterized. Gene Ontology annotation, cellular component: plasma membrane. Gene Ontology annotation, biological process: transmembrane transport; dipeptide transport; tripeptide transport. The coding region runs from base 1 to 1536 and encodes 511 amino acids. The record is from RefSeq and is a predicted model, not a curated record. Lineage: Eukaryota; Fungi; Ascomycota; Eurotiomycetes; Chaetothyriales; Herpotrichiellaceae. The transcript has 5 exons. Gene Ontology annotation, molecular function: dipeptide transmembrane transporter activity; allantoate transmembrane transporter activity.